GUAACUUUGGGGAAAGUAAGAAUCCAACACCAAAGUAAUUACAAGCUCACUUGGAGAUCUCUCGAUUACAAAUCUAUUGAGGACUGACCGAUUCACACUGUCAGCUUUGAGAAUGGAGUUUCAGAAAAUAUUUGUGAUGAGUCUUAUCCUUUUCCUGUCCGGAGUUAGAGCUUGGACUGGUGAAAUUCAUGGCAGAGUUAUUUGUGAUGUAUGUGGUGAUUCUUUCGUAGGACCUGAAGAUCAUUCUCUAGAAGGUGCUGAGGUAGCUGUUCUAUGCUUAACAAAAUCUGGGGAGGUUCUCAAUUAUCAAGCAUUUACAGAUUCUAAUGGAAUAUAUACUGUAGCAGAGACAAUGCCAGAGAGGGAUAGAUGGGAUGCAUGUUUAGCAAGACCCAUAAGUAGUUUCCAUGACUACUGCACUCAUCAUGGAGACACCAAAGUAGGGAGUAAGUUCACGUACAAUCUUCCAUCUGGUUAUUCACACACUGUCAGACCUUUCUUGUAUCAGCCUGCAAAAGUUCCAAUGUACUGCCUUUAAAAAUAUCAUAGAUAAGAACAGUACAAAUAGUUGAAGUACACAAUUUGGUUCUAUGAAAACUAAGAAGUUGUGAAGAUAUUGAAAUUUACAUAGCAAAUAUAUUUGGGUUCACCAAUUAGAUAAUAAAUCAUUAUCUAUUUAUAUCA
Messenger RNA from Papaver somniferum (opium poppy), 684 nucleotides. RefSeq lists its product as uncharacterized. The record is from RefSeq and is a predicted model, not a curated record. Lineage: Eukaryota; Viridiplantae; Streptophyta; Magnoliopsida; Ranunculales; Papaveraceae. The transcript is spliced from 2 exons. Bases 113 to 538 code for a protein of 141 amino acids.